Molecule: messenger RNA, 1073 nt
Organism: Sitophilus oryzae (rice weevil)
Lineage: Eukaryota; Metazoa; Arthropoda; Insecta; Coleoptera; Curculionidae
Gene: Tfb4
Product: general transcription factor IIH subunit 3
Exons: 6
Coding region: 81-983 (300 amino acids)
Biological process (GO): nucleotide-excision repair; regulation of DNA-templated transcription
Cellular component (GO): transcription factor TFIIH core complex; transcription factor TFIIH holo complex
Source: RefSeq, a predicted model, not a curated record
GAAGACAGGAUUUUUUUGUGUCAGUAACCUUACUUUUUUUUUGUUUUGACGGCUGAAACAAAAUAUAUACAGAAAAGAAAAUGAAUAAUAUAGAAUUACCUGUUGAAAAAGAGCCCGAAGUUAAAUCCACAGACGACACCAGUCUUUUAGUUAUAAUUCUAGACACUAAUCCUGGCCAAAAAUUACUCAGAGAAAACCCCAACAUAAUAACUCAAGUUGUAGAUUCUGUUGUUGCUUUUGGAAACUCUCAUUUAAUGCAAAAAGCUCAAAACAAACUGGCGAUAUUGACCUGCCACUCGAAAACGAGUCAGUUUAUAUAUCCUGGACCUAAAAAGUUGUUAGAUGUUAGGCAAAUAGACGGUCAAUAUGAAGCAUUUACUUUGGUAGAGAAAACAGUAAAACAAAAUAUAACCAGUAUUUUAAGUAUGGAGAAUUCUGGAAUUGUAACAGAGUCCUUGUUAGCUGGAGCUGUAGCAAUGGCUUUAUGUUAUAUCGCAAGAAUACAGAGAACUAAAGCUAACGGUGUCAAGUUAAAUUGUCGAAUAUUAGUUGUUACAGGGAGUAGCGAUUCAGCUUCACAAUACAUGAAUUACAUGAACGUGUUUUUCACAUCACAGAAACAAAAUAUCGUGAUAGAUGUUUGUGCUUUAGAUCAACACUUAAGUUUAUUACAGCAAGGUUGUGAUAUUACAGGAGGAUUGUAUUUGAAAGUACCUCAAGUUAGUGCAUUAUUGCAAUAUUUAUUGUGGGUGUUUCUUCCUGAACCUCCUAUAAGGGAGAAACUUAUUUUGCCACCACCUGUAAAGGUUGAUUACAGGGCAGCUUGUUUUUGUCAUAGGGAGUUAAUUGAUAUUGGAUAUGUUUGUUCCGUAUGUCUUUCAAUAUUUUGCAAAUUCAGUCCUAUCUGCACAACAUGUCAUACUGUUUUUAAAAUUCCUGGUCCACUUGCUGUUAAACCAAAGAAGAAGAAAAUAAAAAUGUAAAAAAGGACAGUGAAUUUGGAUUUUUUAUACUACAAAUUAGAAUUAGAAUAAGUAUAUUUUAUUUAUUAUAAGUAAAAAAUAAAAUUCUCU